This is a messenger RNA of Rhincodon typus (whale shark), 3613 nucleotides long. RefSeq names its product kelch-like family member 40b (gene klhl40b). The coding region runs from base 197 to 2119 and encodes 640 amino acids. The record is from RefSeq and is a predicted model, not a curated record. NCBI's taxonomy places the organism in Eukaryota, Metazoa, Chordata, Chondrichthyes, Orectolobiformes, Rhincodontidae. The transcript has 6 exons. Gene Ontology annotation, molecular function: protein binding.
CAGCCAGUUGUUAAGUGUCUGACUGACAUGUGCCUCUGCUGAGGAUGGCUUCAUCUCCAAAGCCUCCCUCCCUCAGUGCAUUCCCGAGCUCUGUGCUAUCUAUAAACCCGAGAGGAAUGUGGAGAGCGGGGACAGCCGGGGGCCAGCCAUCAAUCCUAACACACACAGACAGACACAGAGAGAGAAAGACAGAGCCAUGGCGAUCCCCAUCGACCCGGCAGAGGAGCCUCGCAUUUACCAGCAGACUCUGCUGCAGGAGGGGCUGAGGGACCUGCUGGAGAGCGGUAAGCUGGUGGACUGUGUGCUCAAGGUGAAGGGCCGGGAGCUGCCGUGUCACAGCCUGGUGCUGGCGGCCUGCAGCCCGUACUUCCGAGCGAGGCUGCUGGCGGAGGCGGGCCCGGGAGCAGGCCCAGGCCCCGGACAAGGCCCGGGAGCAGGCCCAGGCCCCGGCCCCGGACAAGGCCCGAGGAGGGAGCUGGUGCUGGACGAUGAGGAGCUGGAGCCUGAUCUGGUUGAGGCCUUGCUGCGUUACCUGUACAGCUCCGAGCUGUCGCUCAGCGACGCCAACGUGAAGGAGGUGCUGGCGGCCGCCAGCCUGCUGCAGAUCCCGUCCGUCUUCACCGUCUGCGUGUCGUUCCUGCACCAGCGGCUGGGCCUCAGUAACUGCCUGGCCGUCUUCAGGCUCGGCCUGAUGCUCGACUGCCCGCGCCUGGCCGUCGCCGCCCGGGACCUGGCGUGCGAGCACUUCCCGCUGGUGAGCAAGGACCCCGACUUCCUGGGCCUCAGCGCCGCCGAGCUGACCGCCAUCAUCUCCAGCGACUCCCUCAACGUCGAGCGGGAGGAGCUGGUCUUCGAGGCGGUGAUGGCCUGGGCCUCCAGCCAGGCCGCUCCCCUCAAGGCCCUGCCCCAGCUCCUGGACUGUGUCCGCUUCCUCCUCAUGCCCCGCCGCUACCUGGAGCAGCAAGUCCAGGCCUACCCCCUGCUCAGCUCCAGCCCUGAGCUCCUCCAGAAGAUCCAGCAGGUCAGAGAUGCCCACAGGAGGGAGGAGGAAGGGGUGGAGGAGGAGGAGGAGGAGGAGGAGGAAGAGGCCAAGAAGACUCCCAACAAGAAGGACCAGGCCCCCUCCCCUGGCAACCAAGAGGCCAAAGAGGAGCAGCCCCCCAGCAUCUUGAAUAAAACCCCCAGGUUCGGCAUGUUCGUCAAGGACCUCAUCUUCAUGAUCAACGACGAGGCCACGGUGGCCUACGACCCCACCACCAACGAGUGCUACUUUGCCUCGGUCUCCUCGAAGAUCCCCAAGAACCACUCCAGCGUGGUGACCAAGCAGAACCAGGUCUUUGUAGCAGGAGGUCUCUACUACGACGACGGUAGUAAGGAGAACCCAUUGCACUCCUACUUCCUGCAGUUUGAUCCCCUGGACUCUGACUGGCUAGGAAUGCCAGCCGUACCAUCUCCACGCUGCCUCUUUGGUCUGGGUGAAGCUGAUAAUGCCAUCUAUGUCAUUGGUGGGAAGGAAGUGAAUGAAGAGGAGAAGACGCUGGACACUGUGAUGUGCUAUGAUCGACACACAUUUAAAUGGGGAGAAUCAGAUCCACUUCCAUACGAAGUAUACGGCCAUUCUGUGGUGUCUCACAACGAACGGGUGUACGUAAUAGGAGGCAAAGGAAAAGAUAAGAAGUGCUUGAACAAAGUGUCGGUGUAUAACCCCCAGAGGUUCGAAUGGAAGGAGUUGGCUCCCAUGAAGAUUGCCCGCUCUUUGUUUGGAGCAGCGGUCUAUCGAGAUAAAAUCUGGGUAGCCACAGGAGUCACGGACAGCGGACUGACUGGAAGCAUCGAGGUGUAUGACAUAGCUGCAAACAAGUGGGAAGAGAUGGCAGAGUUCCCUCAGGAACGUAGCUCUCUGAGCCUCGUCACCUUGUCUAAUUGUCUGUACGCCAUUGGUGGAUUUACUAUGGUACAAACUGAAUCUGGAGAUUUUGUCCCAACUGAAAUCAAUGACAUUUGGAAGUACGAUGACGACAAGAAGGAAUGGUUUGGUAUUCUCAGAGAGAUCCCAUAUGCUUCAACAGCAACCUUCCUCCCAGUCAGACUAAAUAUUUUACGAAUGAGCAAGUUAUAAGGCCAAUACUACUGUAAUAGGAAUAAUAGUGAUUGGGUUGAAACGGAAAGGGCUCAAGGUAUUUUGAAACAGGUUAUUUGUAUCUGAAUAAUGGAUAAUUGGAAUAAUGUAUUUUUUCUAAAAAAAUUAGUUAAGACAUUUUAGAAAUGAUUGCUUAUCUAAAAACAAAGGUAAAAAUGUUCCACUAUUGAAUAAACUACUCUCUAAAACCACUUAAUCCUAUUUAUUAAAUGAUAUGUAUAAUAGAAGUUUCACAGUGAUGAAGAAUAUAAUUAUUUUGCAAACCUUUCAGAUCAGUAGCAGUUUAAAAUAUAUUUGUGAUACAGAAUGUAUAUAAUUCAGCUACUUUUAUUAAUUUUCUUUUCACCACUGGCAUCCAAUCCCUCAAAAUAUUUCUCUCCCCACCGAAUAGCCCAAGGACUCACCACAACCUUCCUGGAGGACCAGGCAAGUGCAGGACAAGUUACACUUACACUGCCACCUCCUCCAUUCCCACUAAUAAUCAGAAUGUCCCUUGAUUUCAGCACGAUGACGACUCAGGGGUCGUGGGUUUCUGCCAGGGUCUUCAUGUGACUCAAGCCUUGAUUGGUAGAUCUUUGGGGCCACACAGGCAGGAUGACUUGAUGUAAUGGGAUCCUGAGGGUAUGAUUUGCUUUACUUUCCCUCUAUGCUGCUGCUCGGUCUCAUUGUUAAGACGUUUGGCUUCAAAGCUUUGUUGAGGCUUGACAGACAUGUUGUUGCUGUUUUGCACGAUUGGUAGUGGGCUGCACCCAGUCAUUAGCAUCAAUGCUACCAAACUUCAAGGAGAACCUCGGUGUCUUUGAAGCUUUUUAUUUUGUUCUCAUCCAGUACGUUGGCUCUUUGACAGUUGAGAGGAGACCUGGCAGCAGCUAUAGCUUUUGGCCAUCCAGACACAAUCCAUUGAAGUUCAUUUUGCAGAUUUGACCGAAUUCUUGUACAGCUAGGCAUCAAGACAGAUAUUUGCAUUUAUUUGCCAGUCCUCCGACUGAAUCUGGGGAAGGCAGCAGAGGCAUUUUUGGUGGAAUUAUUCUCGCACACAAAUCACAGAUUGCAGUAUAGGAGUGUGGCAAUGACAACUGCUGUGUCCUCGAGGACUCAUUUCUAAACGUGAAUAUAUUCGUUAUCAAGCAUUCACUGCUAGAGAGAGGCAGCGAAAUUCAAGGAUAGAAAAAUCUUGAUGAGAAAUAUCGACAAAAUCGGAAAAAAACUUUCAAAUCUCGUGGCAACAUUACAGCCUGCAAUGAAGAUAGUCAGGGCUAAACAACGACUCAUUGGUACUGUGUUUGCGGCUCAAAAUUCCUCUAGUCGGGGGAGACCAGAAGUAGAUUAAGUGAAUUGUUAAACAACUCUAUUAUUUCAGUCAUAACCCUUAGGUUCUUAGUAAAGAUGUUUGUCAUUUUAAUUUUUAAUUCCACUCCUACUUAAUGGCUUCACCAAGCUAGUCCAAAUAAAAGAAUCCUAAAAUAUGGCACU